Leptinotarsa decemlineata (Colorado potato beetle) is the source of this 1669-nucleotide messenger RNA. RefSeq names its product Protoporphyrinogen oxidase (gene Ppox). Gene Ontology annotation, cellular component: mitochondrial inner membrane. NCBI's taxonomy places the organism in Eukaryota, Metazoa, Arthropoda, Insecta, Coleoptera, Chrysomelidae. Gene Ontology annotation, biological process: heme biosynthetic process. Gene Ontology annotation, molecular function: protoporphyrinogen oxidase activity, oxygen as acceptor. The record is from RefSeq and is a predicted model, not a curated record.
UGUUUCGUCUAUUUAGGUAACCUCCAAGCUCCUUAUUAAUUGAAGGUUAGGAAAGUGAUAAUAAACAUCAAGUAUCGUUACUUUUCUCUUUAUCAAAUUCAUUUAUCAAUAUAUUUAGUAUAUCAGACAGAUACUUGAACUAUGGAGACGUUUUUCGAAAUUUUCAAUUGAUUGAUCAUUUGACUGAAGAAAAUUGAGUAAAAUUUUCAUUUUUAAAUAAUGUCGUCCGUCGUAUUAGGCGGUGGUUUAGCGGGUCUUUCAGCGGCAUAUUAUCUAAUCAGAUGCAUACCAAAUCAUCCGUUGACCCUAAUUGAGGCUUCACAUAGGUUAGGAGGUUGGAUUAAGUCAAAUACUCUGGAUGACAUACUAUUUGAACAAGGUCCAAGGACGAUUAGACCACAUGGAAUAUCGGCAAGAAACACUUUAGCUCUUAUAGAGAACUUGGGAUUGACUGAUGUUGUUAUUCCAAUAAAUUCUUCACAUCCUGCAGCUAAAAACCGAAUGAUAUAUGCUAAUGAAAAACUUCAUUUAUUGCCAACUUCUAUAAAAAGUUUAUUCAAGAAGCAAGACCCUUUUUCUAAACCUCUUAUUUGGUUUUUGCUUAAUGAUCUUAUCGCCCCUAGGAAGAAUGUAAAAGACGAGUCCAUCUACGAUUUCGUCAAUAGGAGAUUUGGAAAAGAAUUUGCAGAUUAUUUGAUAAGUCCUUUGAUAUGUGGCAUUUGUGCAGGGAAUGCUAAAGAAAUAAGUGUCAACUUUUUGAUGAAAAAUUUAUUUGAGUAUGAACAAAAAUAUGGAAGUAUAUUUAGAGGGUUAACAAGAAGUGUCUUCAGUAGGAAAAUUCUCCAAAAAAGUGAACUCAGUCAAUUAGCUUUGAGAGCUCGAAAAGAGAAAUGGAGUGUUUACUCUUUAAGAGGAGGUAUUGAAACGUUGGCAAAAUCCCUCGAAAGUCACAUCAGAAAAAAUAACAUCAACAUUGAACUUGAUUCCGAGUGUGAAGAAAUUGAGUUUUUUUCAGAUAAUGUCAUACUGCAAAUGAAAGGAGGGAAAAAUAUUUCAGCCACCAAUGUUAUAAGUGCUUUGCCGUCUGCCAAGUUAGGAAUUGCACUUCAAAAACAGUAUCCAGAAUUGUCAGAAUUAUUACAGAAGAUCAAAAGUGUCACUGUAGGUGUUGUUAACCUUCAUUACAAUAAGAAAUUAAUAAAAAAUGAAGGUUUUGGUUACUUAGUUCCACCAAAGGAAAAACUGCCUAUUCUAGGGGUCACAUUUGAUAGUUGUUGUUUCCCAAGAGGAGAAAACACUGUACUAACAGUUAUGAUGGGUGGACCCUGGUUUGAAGAACUAUUCGGUAGUGACCCGAAUGAAGAAGUACUUUUGAAAACUGCAACAGAUCAGUUGAAAACCACACUUGGUAUUGUAGAUGAACCUGUGAACUCAAAGGUGAAUAUUUUGAAAAACUGUAUUCCUCAGUACACAGUAGGACACAAUGAAAAUUUGGAAAAUAUCAACAAUUAUAUUCACAAACAUAAAUUACCACUAUUUUUAUGUGGUGCUUCCUACUAUGGUGUUGGUGUGAAUGAUGUUAUUCUAUCCUCAAAAAAUGCUGUUGAUAAACUAAUUCAUUAAUACAGAAUGUUCGACUUCAGGUGAAUAAAUUUUACUGAUGUUUUCA